Messenger RNA from Acanthoscelides obtectus, 741 nucleotides. Lineage: Eukaryota; Metazoa; Arthropoda; Insecta; Coleoptera; Chrysomelidae. The record is from the annotation of a GenBank genome assembly.
AUGGCUCGUUUAAAAGUACAGAACAAAAAUACAAAAGCUCAUCACGAGGAAAAGAAAAGAAGGCAGCGCGAAGCUAUGAGAAGGCUACGUGAAUCAAGGCGACAGGAUCCAGAGAAGUAUGAAGAAGACAAGCGAAAAGAACGGGAACGGUAUUACCGGAGAAAAGAAGCAGGCCAAAUUAAAACCAUUGACCAAAUGUCAGAAAGAGAAAAACGGAAUCAAAGGAAAGAGUGGCGGAAUAGAAGUAAAAAACACUAUCUUGGAAAGAAAAAUGCAAAGGAGCUCGAGCUUAAAUUACAAGAAAACUCACCACCCGCCACUCCAAUCCCGGAAGAACUAAUGGCUGAAGCACCAUAUGAUGAAAUACUUCAAGAAAGAGAUGAUGGAAGAAAGAGGCAAGGCAGGUCACGAAGAAGAAAACACGUAAAGGCUCUAAGAAAAGAAAUAGAUUUGUUAAAAGUUAAACUGGAAAAAGAGAAAAGAAAGAAGGAAAAAUAUAGAAUGAGACUAAAAAGAGUAAAAAAGCGACUGCACAAAAACAUAGAUUCGCCUGAAAAAAAAGUGGAUGCACUAAUCAAGGGACAAACCGAUUCUCCUGCUGUUAAGAAAAAACUGUUAUUUUCAGAAGUUAUAGCGAAACAGUUAACAGAAAAUUAUCGGGUUCUUACAAAUCCUGCACAUAAAAGAACAUUUUGGAAAAAUAUUUCUGGAAAUGUUGUAAAAAAGUACAAACAAAUAUAA